Cucurbita pepo subsp. pepo (vegetable marrow) is the source of this 2343-nucleotide messenger RNA. RefSeq lists its product as uncharacterized. Gene Ontology annotation, molecular function: GTPase activator activity. The record is from RefSeq and is a predicted model, not a curated record. Gene Ontology annotation, biological process: positive regulation of GTPase activity. Lineage: Eukaryota; Viridiplantae; Streptophyta; Magnoliopsida; Cucurbitales; Cucurbitaceae.
GAAGGGGACAGAUGCCUUGAUCUCCAUUGCAUGACUUACCAUCUUCCAUUUCCAUUUCCAUUCUUGUGCUUUUGCUUUUAUCUGAUUAUGGAGGCGCCUCCGCCCUCCUUUGUUUCCAAAGCCAGGACUGCCUUCCAUUCCGCGUUUCCUUCCUCUUUAAAUCCAAUUCACCAGGAUCUCCUAAAACCAUCCCACCACCACAUUUCCCACAAUCAACACCAGAUAAGGAGUCACAUUGAGCCAAAGUCCUCGAGUUGGCAUCCGGAGAAAACAGGACUGGCAAGAUAAAUUCAAAAAGUUGAAAAUCCAACCAUGUCUGUACCAUUUUAUGAUGAGAACUUGUACAUGCUGAACAUGAAAAAUGAUAUUGAAGCGAAGAAUGCAGAAAUAAUUCCAUCAGUUGAAAGUUUUUUGGCUACUGACAAAGCUAGUAUUCCUUCCCUUUCAGUCAUAAAGCAGUUGGCUAUUGCUAUUGAGGCUGGAAAGAAAUCCAAGUCAGUGAAGAGUUUGCUUGCUUCAUCAGCAGGUUCUUCAUCUGCAAAGGGGAAGCCUGGGUUAAAUCUAUCGACAGUGAGGGCAUUAGUGCUUCGUGAAAAGGAGGAAAAGAUUUCAACUACAUUUCGUCAUGAUGAGAGAAUUCAAUCUUUGAUCCGUUCACUCUUUGAUGCAGGGGGAGAUUUUCUCAAAAGGAGCAUAACUUCUGGCUCAGAGGGCACAAUUGCGGCAUCCUUGCCCAGAGAUAUUCAUGGUGCUCCUCCAGAUAGCCUUCUUGUUAAGAUUUCUGAAGUUAUAGGAAGCUUUAGAUCUCUACGGAAAAUGACACUUUUUUGGUGCAGAAUUGUUGAUGAAAUGAGAAGAUUCUGGUCAGAAGAGCAAUACAUACCUGGCAUUCCAAUAGAUGAGAUUCCAGAUCUUAAUUCAUGUCUUCUAUAUCAGCGAUUCCAGGUUAUAAAUUGUUGUCUCUCCCGCAAAAGACGCCAUGAGAUAGCCUCUGACUCGCUAGAUGUGGUGCUAAGGGUAGCAAGUUCAAACACUGAAUCAGGAACGUCUGAGGUCACCGUUCCUGCAAACUCUCUUUUGUAUGCUAGACUCAAUAAUGGGGAGCUUGCACUUCGACUAGGUGCUGACUGCCCAUUUAGUAACCUUACAAUGUUGGAAACUGGUGAAAAAGUUUACUCUCCUGUUACGCAGGAAGGACCUCUGCUCACGGAAGAUGUCAUUAAAGAAACAGAGGAGUUCGUUCUUCGAACUGGAAGUGUGGGUGCUGGAUGUUCUCAACUUCUUUCCGACAUGCAAGCUUUCAAGGCUGCCAAUCCUGGCUGCAUCUUGGAGGAUUUUGUAAGAUGGCACUCCCCUCCUGAUUGGACCGAACCUGAACCGAGUAAUGGAAGUGUACAUUCUUCUAUUGCUAGUGAUUCAAGAGGUCAACUUAGUAGUCGAAUGCAGAAAGAAGGUAAUUUGUGGCGUGAACUAUGGGACACAUCCAAAGCAGUGCCUGCUGUUAAACAAACACCACUCUUUGAUGAGGAUUUGGUUGUGGAAGGCAUUCUGACUGAUUUAGAGGACUUGCCAACCACUGAGCUAUAUGGGCCACUGUUCCUUUCUUUACUUGGUUUAGGAUUCGUAAUGGCGGAGGCCAAAUUGGCCGAAGAUAAUAAUUUGUCAAAGCUGUUCUAUGAGUGCAAGGACUAUGUUGUGGCAACUUGUCAAGGCAGCUCUUGGAACAACAAAGUUGAUGAUAUUUGUCAGGUGUAUGAAACAGUGGAGACUAUGAUGGUGAAUCCAGAUGAAAUUCUGAAGGCUAUGAAACAAGCAGAAGAAUCAAACAUGACAACCAGCGUACUGAAACGACGUUUUAAGAAGCUGAGUCUGAACUUGGUUGGCAAGGAUGAACAGACAAAAAAAUCAUCUCCAAGAAAUGCUAACUCAGAUGAAAGGCUGUCCUCAUCGACGCAGCCAUUCUCGUCGUUCUUUGACAGCAAAUCAUCUUUAUUUGCAAAGAAGCCUCCUAAGCCAGAAAGUACAUCGGCUACUCCUGUUGAAAAUGGUUGGACAUUGGUUUAGACAGAGACAAACAGAGCAGGUGAAACUCUGCUGGCUGCCAUUGUAGCUUGGGAUUUUGGAUUUAUUUUUUGAGAAUUUGGGAUGGAAGUGUAAAUUAUAAUGAAAGUUGAUUUAAAUAGUGUUGGGGUGUUUGUGUAGUAUAAACAAAAGAGUCUUCUUCUUCACCUUCAUUGGUUGCAAGAGGAAAGGACGUUUUUUUUUGGGUCCAUGUAAAUAUAUAGCAUGGGUUUGUCUCAUUGCUUCUAAUUUACUUACAAGACUUGACUGAAUAAAGAGAUU